AGAAGUGGCUACAUGAAUCAUUCAUUAAUAGACAGAGUAGAGAGAGAGAUUCCCAGAUUCUACUCUGGGGAACUAAAAAUCUCUAGGCAAGAACAUCAAUACAAGGAGUUUUCCUUCACAGCACAAAACAGUCCCACAACUGGUUCGCCCCCUUCCAAAACAACCUGGGGAAGAGCUUCCUUCACUUACGGACGGCCAGACUAUGUCGACACUCUUUCUAAUCAAUUUUCAUCCCUACCAAGCUACAUGGCCGACACAGAAUCUUCCAAGGCUAAAGUCAGGUCACAAAGCGAACCGAAACAGAGACCUAAAGAAAGCACCAGAGCUAAAAACAAGCAAACUACUUGGAUGGAUGGACUGAAUGGCCUCCAAGAUGCUCAGUCACAAUGCGCAUCUUCACACUCAAAACGCAUGGUUCAUGUAAACCAAGAUCCAUGGUUUAUAAAACUCUAUAGACCAACAAAGUCAAAGGACAGUUAUUAUGAUGCCAACAUCACAUCUAGCACUCAAGAUUCCAACUACAGCAAAGUUCUUGUCACAUAUGAGCCCCAUCUGAAUAUCUACUAAAAGUUCACCCGAUGGCCCAUGAUACCAGCUAAAGAAUUUUUGGAAUCAUGAGACAAGCUAGUUGCUAUCAUGCUAUCAUAGCAAAAGCGUCAAUUGUUGUAAAUCUGUGCAUUCAAUAUCUACAGGAGCUUUUUGGCUCAGCCAUGAAAACUUGACAGAGAAUUAUUUAAUUGACUUAGUUUUUUCUUACAAGGAAAAACAAUAC
This is a messenger RNA of Populus trichocarpa (black cottonwood), 772 nucleotides long. RefSeq names its product protein IQ-DOMAIN 19-like. The record is from RefSeq and is a predicted model, not a curated record. Lineage: Eukaryota; Viridiplantae; Streptophyta; Magnoliopsida; Malpighiales; Salicaceae. The transcript is spliced from 2 exons. The coding region runs from base 13 to 567 and encodes 184 amino acids.